Messenger RNA from Portunus trituberculatus (swimming crab), 7990 nucleotides. RefSeq names its product mucin-5AC-like. NCBI's taxonomy places the organism in Eukaryota, Metazoa, Arthropoda, Malacostraca, Decapoda, Portunidae. The record is from RefSeq and is a predicted model, not a curated record. The transcript is spliced from 12 exons. The coding region runs from base 232 to 4638 and encodes 1468 amino acids.
CGUCUGGCUGUCACAGGAGAAGGUUGUGCUGCGUUGUCUCCUGCGCAUCACAGUGAAAUUGACUUCUGCUCGCUUGUAAACUUUCUGGGCGCCAUAAACUCACCUUCCCUUGAGUGGAAUGAGACAAGUGAGGGUGUGGAAGGGCGUGGCAUGAAUAGAGCAAGUGUGUGACGAGGGAAAGUGAAAGGGAAACAGAUAAAUAAGGAAAAAGAGAUAGAGUUUUGUGGCAUUAUGGCUUGGGGAGGAGGGGAAGGGGGAGGGGGAGUGACGAGGCAGUGGUGGUGGUGGUGGUGGUCAUCUCCCCGCCUGAUGGUGGUGUUGGUGUUGCUGUCUCUGCUGUGCCUGGCUGUCACUCCUGUCUCCUCGCAAACAGGUACAAGACUGGGCCCGGAUCUCAGUGGGGUUGGUGCCUCAGCUGACGCCCGAUCGGUGAGUGCUGGGACCCUCAAUGCCUUCGUGAGGACGCUACAGCUGUCUGAGGGGGGCCUCGCCUCCUCCGCCUCACCCACAACACCCCGGUCCCCCACCAGGUUCAGAUUCGAGACUAGCCGCCCAAGCAGUCCUGAAAGAAACGCCCCUUCACGAUUCUUCAUUCCACAGAGUCGUGAGAGAAAUGCACCUUCCCGAUUCCUUAUUCCUCAGGAUCGAGCUGAGCGUGUGAACCGACCAAUCCUUCCAUUCCCUGGUGCAUCAUUCAAUAGGGAAUCGAACAUCCCAGUCGGCUCCCCGGGCAUCACCCCAAGGAGCAAGUCAGGAGGAUCCCAUGCCACUCACUUCAGCUCCCCAGCAUCUCCUUCCAAGCCCAGUGCAGGUUUGGUAUCAAGAUUCAAUACCCCUGAAGCAUCAAGACCUGGUUCUUCUGUCUCUUCCUCUGCAAGUUCCCGGACAAGGUUCACAACUCCCCCAUCUUCUGGGGGCUCCCUCGCGUCUAGAUUCAAUUCACCAGUCGCAGGGCCUUCUAGAUUCAGUCCACCUGCAGCACCAGAAGAACCCAAGUCAAGUCCAUCACUGUCUUUCAGGCUUAACACACCACCAAGUGUAACACCUAAACCCAGCCCGGCAUUGACCAGGUUUAACUCUCCUGUCCACUCGAAUUCCAAGCCCAGGUUUAAUGUUCCCGUGGUGGUAACUCCAAGACCAACACUUCCCCCUCUUCGGUUCAAUCCCCAGCCAGCCACACAGACGAGUCCAAGGCCUUCACUGGCAGACUUUUUCACGACUUCUGAGGCGACGCAGCCAAAGCCAUCCGUUGACAACUCCUUCUCUGACCUGACGUAUGAUGAGUAUGAUUUGUAUGACUACUACUACUAUGACUUCCUGGAGAAUGGCACAUCAGGUGACGGUACUGGCACUGAUCUGGGACCGCUAGACCCUCCUAGUUCUGGCACCACAGCACCGCCAUUCAGGUUUGCCUCAGUGUUCAAUACGAAUAAGGCAACCACCACCACCACCACCACUCGCCGCCCUGUUAUCCCCAUCUUGCCAGAGAGGAACAGCAGACCAGACCCGACUCCUAAAGCUGAUGCUGAGGAGGAGAAUGGCCGCUACUCCCUGUCUGAGCUCAUUGCCCAGCUCAAGGGUUCCCAAGAUGAUGAGGCAGAAGCAGCAUCUCCAGUGUCCAACACCCUCCACAACACCACCAGCACUCGAGAUGGCAGGGUUCUGUCUGAUCCCACCACUAGUACCACUACUACUACCAGCACUACCCCCACCACCACUACACCCUCCACCACUACUACCACCAGCACCACUACCCCCACUACCACUACCCCCACUACAACUACCACUACCACCACCACCACUACUACCACCACAAGCACUACACCACGGACCACACAAGCCACAACAAAACGGGUCACCACAUCAACAGAGCCUGAGACAAACACUGAGGUGCGCGUCACCAACUCAACGGAGAGCUCUGUCAUCAUCGCCUCCGUCCAGACAUCACACAGUUUCAGCAUUGGAGAGAACUCAGAUGUCACCACCUCUGCUCCCUUCAUGGCCUCCUCCACUAAGUUCCGCACCACUACAUCAUUCACUGGGACCACCGAGAAGAUUCCUGAGUCUGAGGGAAGGCCACCUAAGCAUCUGGACACUUUCCCUGGCACCGUGAACACAAAUGACAAGAACCCAAGGCCAUUCAGAGAUGAGGAGUCAAGGCCACGCAUUGAAACACUCUUUGAUAUCGAGAUUAACACCAAAAACCAGACAGUCAUUGCUGUAGAUGCCAAGCUAGACAGCCUGACAGAUAUUUCACAUGUGGAGGACUUAACUGACUUCCUUCCACCGGGUUACAAGACUGAGGAAGAGGUACUGGCGUCCAGAAAACCCCCUACCAGCACCACAACUGCUGCACCAACUUCCACUUCUAAACCCAAAGUUGAAGAAGUGAGUGAGGCAACAUCUGCUAUCACCCCAACUGAGAGAGGGGAGCCUUCUUCCACCAGUGAGCUGCCAUCUAAGAGCACCUCAAUCUUUGCCCUCUUCCCUGCUGUCCAGCCCACUACUGAGCCCUCAACAGAUAUACUGAAGGGCAUCAAGGAGGUGAAUGUGGCAUCCUUCCUGCCCCCGGGAUUCAAGCUGGACAAGACUGAAACUUCAACAAAAGCACCUGUUCCAUCAACCACUGAAAGCACGACAGUUGUGAUUCCUGAAGUGAAGACUGUGGAUCCGUCUCUCUUCCUCCCUCCUGGCUACACUCCUGAGCCCACAACAGAAGCCACAACCAAGAUCAUUCCUGUCGUCCACACUGUUGAUCCCUCUUCCUUCCUGCCACCAGGUUUCAAGGCAUCCGAUGACAAAGAAGAGCCUGCUCCUGUAAUAAAGACUGUUGACAUCUCCCAGUUCCUCCCACCAGGGUAUUCUGUGACUCAGGAGCCAACAACAGAGGCCACUACCACCACAACAAAGAAGCUCCCAGUGAUGGAGACAGUCGAUAUCUCAAAGUUCCUCCCUCCUGGUUAUAAACUUGAUGCCACGACAGAGGCCCCAGAAAUACAAACAGUUGAUAUUUCCAAGUUCUUACCACCUGGCUAUGAGGCGUCAACCACUGAGUCGCCAUUACCAAGCAUAGCCACAGUAAAGACACUCGAUAUCUCACAAUUCCUUCCUCCAGGAUACAAACUUUCAACAAGUGAGGCACCAUCUACUGAGAAACCUUCCACGUCUAAACCAUUCGAUAUCUCCCAGUUCCUGCCACCAGGGUACAAAUUCAGCACCACAGAAGAACCAACAACAAAGAAACCAGUUGCACAAAUCCCCGACAUAUCACAGUUCCUUCCUCCGGGCUACAAACUCAAUGAAACAGCUGAGAAGGAGGAACCAGAGAUAGGAAGUGUUGAUAUCUCCCAGUUCUUGCCUCCUGGGUACAAGAUUGGUACAGAUAACACUCCCCCAGAGCCAACCACUGCAGCACCCACCACCACCACCAAGAAGAGUGGGCCAAAGGGGCUUGUCUUCCCACGCCGACCCAAACUCCCUGCCUACCUGACCACCACGCUCAAACCUGUGGCUCGGACUCCUGCUGGUCCUCCCCCUGUCAAAGUCACCUUCAGAAAUCUAUGGGACUCCAUCAAGACCACCACUGAGUUCACCGGCUGGAAGACAACAGAGCCGCCAGUCCCCAUCCGCAAGGCUCCUCAGACUCCCAGCGGCGGUGGCAGCAGCGGUGGUAGUAGUAAACCCGAGGCCACCACCACAACCACCACCACCACCACGACCACCACCACUACCACCACCACCACUACUACUCCCAGACCAACUACACCUGGUGUGUGUGGCGCCAAGUGUCGCCUGGCAGCCACUCUCAGGAUCACCAACGGAACAGAGUGGCGGCCGGAGCUGGCAAACCGAGACACACUGGAGUGGCAGGACCUUGCCAACACCAUUGAGAUUGAGCUCGACUCCCUGUACCGAAGGAGUCAGCUGGCUCCGUGGUAUGAGGGAGUGGAGAUCGACGCCUUCAAUCCAGGCUCCGUUCUGGUGGACUACAUCCUCCACCUGACAGACAUUGCCGACACUCUCGACACCACCGACCUUAAGGAAAUUCUGAACCAAGAGAUUGUGGAUAAUGGCUCAUACUUCUUGGGGAACUACACUCUGGAUCCUAAGGGCACUGACUUCAUCGUCAUGCACGAGAGGGUGCGUGUGGUGCAGGAGGAGGAGGACGGCUACCCCAUUCCUCAGUGGCUCAUUGCAGUCAUUGUCAUUGGCCUUGCUUCCCUCCUCUUCAUCCUCAUCUUUGGCAUCACUGUGUAUGUGAACCGAAACUGUCUCAACAUCAUCAAGCCCAACAACACUCCCCUCACUGAGGAAAUGUUCAACAACUGUUCUCUGGUGAACCGAGCACGGGUGAAGAAAAGGCACGACGUCACCCUCACGGCCGAGAUGCUCAAUGAACUGAACAAGAACCAGCUGGCUGGCGUGGACAACUAUGCCAUGGAUGGACUCUAUGACAUGGAUGCCAUCUGGAAUGAGAAGAUUCAGGACAGGCGAUCCAUGAAGCCACCAUCCAGCCGCGGCAAAGGCUACAACCCCAACUACAACAUCAACAUCUACGACUCGUGGCGCACAGACUGGUCCGGCCCAUAUGGCUCCUCUGCCACUUAUGCCAAGCGGCGGCCAGACACCAACUUCUGACAUGAGGACUCUCAAGAAGAAGACAUUGAUGACUUCUAGAUAGAGGCAGAUUCUGACGUCCUGAGAUACAACUUACACCGUGCAGCAAAACCUACACUGCAUGACUGUUGAUAAUCACAAUGCACUGUAAAUUUUAGUACAGUGCAUGUUGCUUAUCGCUCGCUGCACUUAGCAAGAACACAGAUGCCUCUAUAACCAAAGAUUGAUUAGCAGAGGCAGUGUGUGUCUUCUCAGGACCUGAAAUACUUCAUCCAGCACCUGACUGGUGUUGGCCGACGCCUCCGGUAGGGCAACACACCCUCAGUGCCUCCACUAUCAGGAAAACUUUUGAUACAACUGUUAAGUUUAAAGAAGUUUACUCUUUUAAUGCAUAAAUGGAGAUAAAGAGGAAGUGCGCCCUACUGCAUCUAGCCAGUCUCAUGGGGACUGUGUUCAUACUUUCAAUGAACUGAAGCUCUGCUCUCUGUAAUCAAAACUAUCUCACUCCUUACUUACCAAUAACACUAAAUAGGAAAUCUUUUAGGAGUUACAGUCUCCUUGCUUCUCUCUUCCCAGGUCACACUGUAAUUAAAAGUUGUCUGACUUCUUACUUAUCAGUAGCACUAAAUAGGAAAUCUUUGUUACCUUCUACCAGAAAUAAAUGUCCCUGUGCUUCUCUUCCUUGACCACACCAAUCAAAACCCAUCUUACUUCUUAUCAGUAGCACUACCUAGCACUCUCUUACCUUUGUCAGAAGUAACAGUCUCCUUGCUUCUCUCUCUCCCCAAGCCACAAAGCCGCUCUCCCAUUAACACCAUCACUCCUGCACUGCUCUUCUCCCAUCCUUCACUAUGAACACGGUCUUGUCUUCUUCUUGAGAUGCCGCGGUGAAGGAAUACUGUACUGAGGUCACACCAGGCCGGACAUUGUCGAGAGUCACGCUGAGCAACAUUCCUGUUGGGUCUUUAUAUCUAGAUUAAGAAGCUGAACUGAAGUUUCACUCGACAUGAAACUUUGUCCCAUGAUUUGCUAAAGUUAUGGCUAAGUGAAUUACUAGGAAGUGGUGCUAUUUUUUCUAUUUGUUGCAUUUACGGCAGUCUUUGCAGUCCGUUGGGGCGAUGGUGCCGUGAUGGGGCCACAAAACAGGUCAGAUCAGGUCAGGGUGAAGGGUUGUCAGCUUCUACUCAGAGGCGAGGAAGUACAUGAUCAAAAAACACAGUUUGUAUACUUGGUUUGAAAAAGAUGGUGAGCUUUGUGUUAGCUUUAUUUUAGGUAUUCAGAUCCAACAAAACAUUUGGUUCCUUCGUUUUUUAUAUUUUUAUUUAUAAUUUUUUAUUUUCUAUAUGCUACAACAUGCCACUUUGUCUUGUAGUAUUUCUACAUUUUGUACAUAUUCUACUCCUUCUGCUGUUAUCCUACUCCAAACAUAAGAUAUGCAUAAACUAUUCUCUGACAAAUUUGAAAGUCAUGCACGCUACGCUUUCAAACACAAAUGAGAACGACGGCCGAGGUGCAGCACCGCACCACGCCACGCCACCCACGGCUCCCCACACGUUCUGUACAUCAACAAGCCCUACCAAUACCAACACAUCUGCAGUUAAGUAUUAGGUGUCCUGAAAAGAUUCCCCUCUAAGUUUGCAGACUAUCCCAACAAGCCCACAAGCUGGAGCAGAGGCUGUGGUGGUUUUAACUUAUCAAGCAUGCCAAUGCAGAGAGACCAUUCACCUUUGUCUCUCCUUGGAGGUAUAGCUUGUGUUGCAUGAACACCUGAACUGUGAUACAUCCUCCACCAGAACACUCUCAUCCCAAUACCAGCAUUCCAUCACCAUGACGGGUGUUCCCUCAGGCGGCAGAACCAAAUCUUGCGUGUGCACAUCGAGAUGGAGUCUGUGUUGUCUCUGUGGGGUGUUUACAAGGUAACUACCACCACCAGCCACCGCUGCACGCCAUGCCACACCACACCAUGCCCUGCUCCCCACUGUGCUGGAUUGGUGUUAUAUUUAUGUCUAUGUUAGGGCAGAUGUACAUUUGUGUAUGAAUUUCUGUUGAAUGUUUUAUUUGAUGUAUGACAUUGUAUUCACAGUUUUAGAUGAUAUAUUGUCUGCCAGGCAGACUGUUAGAUAUUUUGUUUUUUGUUUUAGUACUUAGUGUGAGAAACAAUGUGUAUAGAUUACUAAUAUUAGUAUUUAUAUUGUAUAUGUAAAUUCAUAUAUUUAGUGGCAUUCAAAUUUGUGUUAUGAAUGUUUGUACGAGUGAGGAUGAACAUUAACAAGAUGCAUAUAACAAACAGUUUGCUGGAAUUGUUCAGAAUGGCAGAGGAGAGAAAGGAACACAUCAAACAUUGACUGUCACACACACACCCAGGCCCUUAACUUUUCCUUCAUUUGAAUAGAGUGAGUCUUUGCAAGACUCUAGCAAAGAUUUUCUAACUUUAGUGUUGUUUUUGCUGAUACCCAACCACCAUAUACAGCAUGUCUUCAAUACAUUACUGUACGAUAAAGUCAAACUUGAACGUUUGUCAAAUGCUUGGAGUGCUUCCCAUUUACUACUGUAGAAAUAGAAUGUUGGCUUUGGCCUUCAACUCUGGCAAGGCUGAAGAGGAUGCUCCCUCAAUGUAGCGUCUAGUCUGCACGAAUGUGUGUGUGUGUGUGUGUGUGUGUGUGUGUGUGUGUGUGUGUGUGUGUGUGUGUGUGUGUGUGUGUGUGUGUGUGUAUGUAUGUAUGUAUGUAUGUAUGUGUGUGUGUGUGUGUGUGUGUGUGUGUGUGUGUGUGUGUGUGUGUGUGUGUGUGUGUGUGUGUGUGUGUGUGUGUGUGUGUGUGUGUGUGUGUGUGCAAGCAUGAGUGGGUAAGUCAUGUCACUCUUAUGGGAGGAAAGUAUUAACACAGAAACAAAUCAUGCUUGACUUUGGAACAUGACUGCCUAUUAGCAAGCCGUAUUGGAGAACUGCCUCCUGUGGGGCUGGUGAGUGGUGGCUGUGCUGCUUAGAGUAUACCAUGUAUGCUCUAGUGAAGGAGUCAUUGCCAAGUGAACCCGGACCCAGUGAUGCCCUAAACAGAUGAAUCAUGUCACUGUAAUAAAGAAAAUUUAAAACCUUAUAAAUUUACAAAUCUUUAUUAUAAUGAUAGUCAAGUUAGCAAUGCACUUUAUAAAAAAGAAUACUGUAUGUAUUUUGCAUGAGACAGCAGCUUGAUGUCUAUGAAUAAUAAAUCAAAGCUUAACAUACCAGCAAAAAUAAAGUCCCAUAAGAAUGACAUUAAAUUCUGUAUAUUUGUAUCAUAGGUAACUGAUUUAUACAUUUUUCACAUACUACAUGCGUUGUGGUGGAUACUCUUGGAGGGGCCAAGGUUUCGUAAUAAAAUGAUUACUCCACAUA